AUGUCCAUGGACGGAGGUGGCAUUGGCCCGCCCGACAGGGUGUGGGAGAACAAGUACAGUGAACGGAGAACCGAGAGAGUCUACCAAGAUGAAGAUCCUCGAGAGGGGGGCUCUCGAGACAUUUUCCCCAACGGCGUCAGGUUGAUCGAGUAUCUCGAGCGGGAUGACAUCGCAGGUCUGAGCAAUGCGUUCUUGACCGUGUUGAGGCAUUGUCUCGAAGCACCCUCCGAACUCAACGACGCACAUUUGCGAGCUUUCCUCACCACGGCAAAGAGCGAAGACUUGAAAUCACCGACAAAGCGCCCAGAUUCAGCGCCUUGUACCAUUAUGAUUGAUGAUAGGCGCGAUCCCGAGGUGAGACCAUCAACAAUGCGAAGGUGGGAUGGAGGAUAUACGGAGUAUCCUCCCGAGGGUUGUGAUAUCUGGCCAGAGGAACAGAGGGAUCUUUCCCUUUUGGAAUUGGUGGCGCGGCUGAAGGAAAACCGCCAUGAGAAACGAGCUGAGAAACGUACAAUCUACAUUUCCAAUAUCACUGCCUCUUGCAUGGUCGCAAUAGCGGGGACAACUUCGCUCCGUUCUCUUCGUACCAUCAGAGGUUUCUUCUCCCAUCUUCUCCACUUUAGGACGACCUUCCGCAUCUCAUUGGAGGCAACGUUUGCUCUGGAAUUCCACUUACCGUAUCUCGCUCUUCGAAUUGGGAAAAUACCCCCAGACAGUCGAGAACUCGCUGGGUCGCCAUUACGAAACAGCCAACAGCUUCCUCUCCCGUUAUAUUCCCAGACCAAACAAGAUGCAUCGUACUACGAAUCAAAGGUCUCUUUUCUUGCCACAGGAAUAGACGAGUGGCUUUGGACGACGUACUGCUGUGUGGACAACUUUUACGGUGUCGAAACAUAUCGCAGGGAUUGUUUGCGCAAUAGACUGGAUCCUGCCUCAGGCGGUUCUCUCUUGCUCGAUCAACCCGUAUGGAAUCCUCGACAUUAUUUCCUUGUCGUGCUCUCCCAGAGGAUGAGUCAGGUAAACUGGGAAUGGGAAACCCUUGUCACUUAUUUCAUCGAUCGUCUGGAACGAUACGAAAGUUCCUUCAGCAUGUUUGACGAUGAAAAACUGACUAGAACAAGAGAGCUUACCGGUGCAGUUUCGUGUUUGAGGGAGUUUAGAGACACCCUUUCAGGCACCAUCAGGGCCUGGGAUAACUUUGAGUCGAACUACAUACGUCUUUUUGAAGCUCCCAGACUUCCCAAGCUGCACAGUUUGUUUCAAGGGUAUAUCGUGGAGACUCGUGUGUCCGUGUUUCAACUCAAAGAUCUCCACGCCUUGAUGUCCCAGAAGCUCGACAAAUUCAACAGCAUGCGAGACGGCCUCGUCAAUGCUUCUGCACUCAAAGAGAGCUCUGAGGCCACCCGCCAGGGGAACAAUAUCGGCAUCCUGACUAGAAUGACAGUGCUUUACCUCCCACUCUCUCUAGCCACGGCCAUCUUUAGCGUAGCAAUGAUGCCGGCUACUAACUGGCUCUGGCUUGGGUACGGAUUUGCCCUCUGUUUGACGACGGUGGCGACCAUCUACGCGGCUAGGAAUCCUAGCCUUCUAGACAUUGCCUUUGCGGGGGGAUCCACGAGAGACGUGGGGGUAACUGUUGAGGAUCGAAAACUCUCAUUGAAUUGA
Molecule: messenger RNA, 1665 nt
Organism: Cladophialophora bantiana CBS 173.52
Lineage: Eukaryota; Fungi; Ascomycota; Eurotiomycetes; Chaetothyriales; Herpotrichiellaceae
Exons: 8
Coding region: 1-1665 (554 amino acids)
Source: RefSeq, a predicted model, not a curated record